UCCGUUUAGCGGAAGUGACGUUUCUGUGCGGCACACUCUGUUCCAGAGAUUUCGCUCCUGAGUGAAAACUGAACAACUUCGUGACCGCAACAGUUCCAUCAGACAAAACAGGGAUUUUGUUAUCAUAUACAGAAAAGAGGAACUGAGUUAUUUAUCUGAGGCACAACCAUGGUUUGCAUUCCCUGCAUUGUGAUUCCCGUCCUGUUGUGGGUCUACAAGAGGUUCCUGGAACCCAUCCUCUACCCGUUCAUUUCCCCCAUCAUCAACUCGUUCUGGGGCAGCAAAGCAGUCCAGAAUACGACCACGGGUGAUCAGCAAGCCAGUAAAGAAACUAAUGGAACUUGCAAGACUGAAAGCAACAAAGAGACGACUUCAAAUGGAUCUGCUAUAGCAGCAGAUAAGAAGACAGAUUGAUAGCUUAAAAUGUUUGUUAUAUGGAAGAAAAUGUAUAUAUUCCUCUAAUGUAAAAUGGAGAUGCUAUGAAUUAACUUAUCAUUUGUGUCCAAAUUGACUUUUUAAAAAUGUAUUUCCAAAUGUUUGCACAUUCUGUUUGUUUUAUUUUUUGAUCAUUUUUUCUUUAGGGACUUUAACUUAAGUCAAUAAAUUCUGAAAAUUGAA
Oryzias melastigma (Indian medaka) is the source of this 618-nucleotide messenger RNA. It is a transcript of the gene c21h18orf32, whose product is annotated as UPF0729 protein C18orf32 homolog. The record is from RefSeq and is a predicted model, not a curated record. The transcript is spliced from 3 exons. Bases 169 to 414 code for a protein of 81 amino acids. Gene Ontology annotation, biological process: positive regulation of canonical NF-kappaB signal transduction. Lineage: Eukaryota; Metazoa; Chordata; Actinopteri; Beloniformes; Adrianichthyidae.